GCUGAGGGCCCCCUGGCGCUGCUGCAGGCGGCGGCUCUCUUUGACUUAACUGCGAGGCCCAGAAGUUUAGAUGUGGAGAGCAUUACAGCAGCGGCUCAGGCUCUUUACGACACCCGGGACCAGUGGCAGCGCGAAACCCUAAACCCUGUUUUAGGGUUUCUCUCUUCUUCCCCGCUGCUGUCGCGUCUGCCGCCUCCUCUGAAUUCCUUUUUUUCUUCUUUUGCUUUUCUGCCGCCUUCGCCGCUUCCUCCCGGUCCCCACAGGCUGUCUUCGCUGGACCUGCUGCAGCAGCUGCAGCAGGCCAAGGCCAGCAGCAGCAGCAGCGGGGCCGUUGUUCCUGUGCAGGAGCGCAUCUUUAAUUGCAUUCGGCAGUGGCCGGAGGUGUCUGUACACCCCAAUGUCUGCGUGGGCAGCUGGGCCUUUGCUGACAUGGCCGUCGACUUGGCUUCUUUGGCUAGGCACAUGCAGCAGCAAGAAGCAGCAGCAGCAGCAGCAGCAGGGGAAGAUGUGGCCAGCAGCGAGGAGCCUUUGAGCGGAUUUGAAAUGGAAGAAGGAGCGGCAGAUGCAGCAGCAACGGAGGCAGCAGCAGAGGCAGAGCAAGAACCGGAACAGGCGGCAGCAGCAGCAGCAACAGUCGAACCAGGAGCAGUUGCAACAGAGCCUACAGCAGCUGCAACAGAAGCAGCAGCAGCUGCAGCAGAGCCCGCAGCAGCAAGGGGGCGUCGGUCGAGGCGCAGCGGCGCUAAGCAGAUCAGCCUCUCGAAGCCCCCAAACCAACCAGCAGCAGCAGCAGCAGCUGCUGCUGCUCGUCCUUGCUACAUGUUUGAUGCAGCAGGACAGCCAUUUGUUUGCUGCUCUGUGUCUGCUGCUUCGCACUUGUUGGUGUUGGUGCUGCUGGAGUGUCACGACUUCCUCGAGGUCUCUAGACACCCCAAAAAAGCAGCAGCAGAAGACGCAGCAGCAGCAGAAGACCCAGCAGCAGCAGCAGCAGCAGAAGCGCCACUUGCUGCAGCAACAAGGGCCAAACUCAAAGCCCUCCGCAGCUGGGGAUGGCCAGUUGUGUGCAUUCGGGAAAAGGCCUGGAGGCGGGCGGAGAAGCUGGACGAGAAAGAAAUGGAAAUACAAAUAAAAAAUAAGAAAGAAAAUAAAAAUAAGAAAGAAAAUGAAAAUGAAAAUGGAAUUAAAAAUCAAAAUGAAAUAAAAAAUUGUCUUUAUUUCCACCGCAAACAGCUCUUCUUCAGCCUCGUGGCUGCGCUGGCUGAAGAAGAAAAUGAAUAA
Messenger RNA from Eimeria tenella, 1278 nucleotides. RefSeq lists its product as uncharacterized. NCBI's taxonomy places the organism in Eukaryota, Apicomplexa, Conoidasida, Eucoccidiorida, Eimeriidae. The record is from RefSeq and is a predicted model, not a curated record. The transcript is spliced from 2 exons. The annotation marks the transcript as partial.